Glarea lozoyensis ATCC 20868 is the source of this 4443-nucleotide messenger RNA. RefSeq names its product P-loop containing nucleoside triphosphate hydrolase. Gene Ontology annotation, cellular component: membrane. The coding region runs from base 1 to 4443 and encodes 1480 amino acids. Gene Ontology annotation, molecular function: ABC-type transporter activity; ATP hydrolysis activity; ATP binding. Gene Ontology annotation, biological process: transmembrane transport. NCBI's taxonomy places the organism in Eukaryota, Fungi, Ascomycota, Leotiomycetes, Helotiales, Helotiaceae. The transcript is spliced from 4 exons. The record is from RefSeq and is a predicted model, not a curated record.
AUGACCGACUUCGCUCGCGAUAAGGCGCCUGCCCUGCCCGAGCCUCAAGCCGCGGCCCAGAGCACCAACCACGAGGAGCCAAUAGACGCGGACAACAUCGAGAGCGAUUUCAUCGAGAAGGACUUCAUCGAGGGUUCGCAGAAUGGAUCGUUUCCGGGUGGUGAUAACCGUGACCCGGAAAAGGGAGAAAGGGGAGAUGGAGAGAAGAGGCCGGACGUGAACCGUUUGGCCAGUCAUGCGACAAACACAAGUGUUGGUACACAGGUUACUGAGUCGCCGGUCGAGAAGAAACCAUGGUACAAGAACGUAAAUCCUUUGCGAUGGGGUGCUGUGCCUCCAGUACCGGAGACAAGAAGUCCUUCGAGGGAACAUACCGCUGGCUUCUUUAGUUUGAUAUAUUUCCAGUGGAUGGCACCAUUAAUGGCAGUUGGUUACAAACGCCCGCUCGAACAAAAUGAUAUCUGGACGGUCAACCCAAAUCGGACUGCGAAGCUUAUGACCGACAAAUUACAAGCUUCCUUCAAAAAGAGAAAGGACCGAGGAGACAAAUAUCCGUUAAUAUGGGCGUUGCAUGAAACUUUCAAAUUCGAAUUCUGGAUUGGUGGGACAUGUCAAUUUUUCGCGAAUAUUCUUCAGGUUGUCUCACCAUAUACGCUUCGGUACCUUAUUCAGUUUGCCACAGAUGCAUACGUCGCACAGCGAAGUGGACAGCCAGCACCGCACAUUGGUCGAGGAAUCGGCUUGGUUAUAGGUAUCACAUUCAUGCAGAUGCUUCAGAGUCUGGGAACAAAUCACUUUAUUUAUCGCGGAAUGAUGGUUGGAGGAGAGGCAAGAGCAGUGCUGAUCUCCGUCAUCUUCGAAAAGGCCAUGAGCAUAUCUGGUCGAGCAAAGGCGGGUGGUCGUGCAAUUGAAGGUGCAGCUGAAGCGAGCAAGGAAGAGGAGACCAAGAUCGACCCGAAGAAGGCGAAGAAGUCAAAAAAAGGAGUUAAGAAUGUACUUAAUCCUGCGAAAGGUGUCGCGGGUGAUGGAACUGGCUGGGCUAACGGCAGAGUGGUCAAUUUGAUGUCCGUUGAUACAUAUCGUGUCGACCAAGCGUCAGGUCUCUUCCACAUGGUGUGGACAGCUCCGAUCGCCUGCAUCAUUACCUUGAUUCUGUUAAUUGUCAACUUGACAUAUAGUGCACUAGCCGGUUUUGCACUACUUGUUAUUGGAUUACCCCUCCUUACGAAGGCCGUUAAGUCCUUGUUUGCUCGGAGAAAAGUUAUCAACAAAAUUACUGAUCAGCGGGUCAGCCUAACGCAGGAGAUUUUACAAGCUGUGAGAUUCGUCAAGUACUUUGGCUGGGAAAGCGCUUUCCUUCAAAGACUUGGUCAGAUUCGAGACCGUGAGGUAUCCGCUAUUCAGGUUUUAUUGACCAUCAGAAAUGCCAUCAACGCGGUCUCGAUGUCGUUGCCUAUCUUUGCCUCGAUGCUGGCAUUUGUUACAUACUCCUUAACGAAUCAUGACUUGAAUCCGGCCCAUGUCUUUUCUUCGCUUGCACUCUUCAACUCACUGCGGAUACCCCUGAACCUGUUGCCAUUAGUCAUUGGACAGGUCACAGAUGCUUGGUCGUCUGUUUAUCGAAUCCAGGAGUAUUUACUGAGCGAGGAACAAGAGGAUGAGGCAAAACCCGAUGAAAAUGCCAAGAAUGCAGUGGAAAUGGAUCACGCUGACUUCACCUGGGAACGAACUGCCACACAAGAUCCCGAUAGCAUUCCAGUUGGUGCAAAACAGUCCAAGGAGGCAAUCAAGAUUGAAAAGGCACGGAAGAAGACGUUGAAGGAUGAGGAGAAAGCUGCUGAAAAGUCAGCCAGUCCUGAUGCCAUCUCGUCUGGAAACAGCACGCCAGACGACGCUACUACACUCACAGAAGACAGGGAACCAUUUAAAUUGCAAAACAUAAAUUUCUCGAUCGGACGUAAUGAGUUGGUAGCUGUCAUUGGUGGAGUGGGUAGCGGAAAGAGUAGUCUUUUGGCUGCACUGGCUGGUGAUAUGCGUCGAACUAAGGGAGAUCUAACAAUCGGCGCCAGCAGAGCAUUCUGUCCGCAAUACGCAUGGAUUCAAAAUACCACCGUGAGAGAAAACAUAUUGUUUGGCAAGGAAAUGGACAAGGAAUGGUACAAUAACGUCAUUGAUGCCUGCGCUUUGCAAGCGGAUUUAAAUAUGCUGCCCCAAGGAGAUGCUACCGAGAUUGGAGAACGUGGUAUUACCGUUUCCGGAGGACAGAAGCAGCGAUUGAAUAUUGCACGUGCUAUCUAUUUUGAUGCUGAUUUGAUCCUUAUGGACGAUCCUCUCUCCGCUGUUGAUGCGCAUGUUGGUCGACACAUCUUUGACAACGCGAUUUUAGGUUUAUUGAAGAACAAAUCUAGAAUUCUCGCAACUCAUCAACUUUGGGUUCUCAACCGAUGUGACCGCAUCAUUUGGAUGGAUGAAGGACAUAUCCAAGCUAUCGAUACGUUUGAUAACCUCAUGGAGAACCACCCGGGAUUCCGCUUGCUGAUGGAGACUACUGCCGUCGAGGAGAAGCAAGAAGAGGAAGAGCAUGUCAAUGAUGAUGAGAUUGAGGAUGAGAAGAAAUCUCAAAAGAAAAAACGUAAGCGAGGAGUCGCUUUGAUGCAAGCGGAAGAACGAGCAGUUAAGAGUGUACCGUGGUCGGUUUAUGUCGAUUACAUCCGUGCGUCAGGGUCGAUCCUGAAUGCACCAAUUGUUCUCUUGUUUCUGCUUCUCUCACAAGCUGCGAACAUUGGUACCUCACUCUGGUUAUCUUGGUGGACAAGUGAUAAAUUUGGAUAUUCGAAAGGUCUUUACAUUGGAGUUUAUGGUGCGCUAGGCGCAUCACAGGCACUUGCGCUUUUUGCAUUUUCCUUGGCCCUGACAUUGUAUGGCACCUUCUCCAGCAAGACCAUGUUGAACAGGGCCAUCACGCGUGCUCUCAGAGCGCCGAUGUCUUUCUUCGAUACCACGCCACUAGGUCGCAUCACCAAUCGAUUCUCGAGAGAUGUCGAUGUUAUGGACAAUAACUUGACAGAUGCCAUGAGAAUGUACUUCCUCACUUUGGCCAUGAUUUUAUCUGUCUUUGGCUUGAUCAUUGCCUAUUUUCACUAUUUCGCUAUCGCACUUGGACCACUCUUCCUCCUCUUUCUCUUCUCUGCCGGAUACUACAGAGCAUCCGCUCGAGAAAUGAAACGAUUCGAGUCCGUCCUUCGAUCACACGUUUUUGCAAAGUUUAGCGAGGGCCUAUCUGGCACCGCGUGCAUCCGAGCAUACGGAUUGAAAGACAGAUUCGUUGUCAAUAUUCGAGAUGCCAUUGAUGAAAUGAAUAGCGCUUACUUCCUCACAUUCGCAAACCAACGUUGGUUAUCAACAAGACUGGAUAUCAUCGGUAAUUUACUCGUCUUUGUUACGGGUAUCCUAGUCGUUACAUCACGUUUCAACGUCGACCCAUCUAUCGCUGGACUUGUUCUCAGUUACAUCUUGUCAAUCGUUCAAAUGAUCCAAUUCACAGUCAGACAGUUAGCAGAAGUCGAAAAUGGCAUGAAUGCCACCGAAAGACUCCACUAUUAUGGUACUCAGCUCGAAGAGGAAGCGCCAUUGACAACCAUUGAAGUCCGAAAAUCCUGGCCUGAAUCUGGAGAAAUCAUAUUCGAUAAUGUACAAAUGCGUUAUCGAGCAAAUCUCCCAUUAGUUCUCUCCGGUCUCACAAUGCACGUCAAAGGUGGCGAGCGCAUCGGAAUUGUCGGUCGAACAGGUGCAGGAAAAUCCUCCAUCAUGUCCACACUCUUCCGUCUCGUCGAGCUCUCCGCCGGCUCAAUCACCAUCGACGGUCUUGACAUCAGCACCAUCGGCCUCCAAGACCUUCGCUCCCGUCUCGCCAUCAUCCCACAAGACCCAACUCUCUUCAAAGGCACCAUCCGCACCAACCUCGACCCCUUCAACGAACACACCGAUCUGGAACUCUGGUCGGCCCUCCGCCAAUCCGACCUCAUCUCCGACACGGCAGCCCUCGACGACAAAACCCCCGGCCGCAUCCACCUCGACGGCAUCGUCGAAGACGAAGGCCUCAAUUUCUCCCUCGGCCAACGCCAGCUCAUGGCCCUCGCCCGCGCCCUCGUCCGCGGCUCCCAGAUCAUCGUCUGUGACGAGGCGACGUCGAGCGUCGAUAUGGAAACGGACGAGAAGAUCCAACGUACUAUCGCUACGGGGUUUAAGGGAAAGACCCUUCUUUGUAUCGCGCAUCGUCUGAAGACGAUUGUGAAUUAUGAUCGCAUCUGUGUUAUGGAUAAGGGGUUGAUUGCGGAGCUGGAUACGCCGUGGAGACUUUAUGAACAGGGGGGCAUUUUUAGGGGGAUGUGUGAUAGAGGGGGGAUUAGGAGGGAGGAUUUCGUGGGGCCAAAGGAAGAGUAG